Molecule: messenger RNA, 552 nt
Organism: Pseudogymnoascus destructans
Lineage: Eukaryota; Fungi; Ascomycota; Leotiomycetes; Thelebolales; Thelebolaceae
Exons: 3
Coding region: 1-552 (183 amino acids)
Source: RefSeq, a predicted model, not a curated record
AUGGUAACAGCGGAUGUGGGUGGACGAGGGAAGGGGUCUGGCGGGACGGCCAACACAGGCCUUAAUAUGGGCAGCCUGAGGUGGAAACUGGUGGGACCCAGGUCUUCCGCCCUUGUGAAGGCCCUGCGCUAUUCCCGCUUAGUAGUAGCGCUGUUUGAGAGACGCAUCUUGCGCGUUUUGACGCGUCGAGAGGGUCGCGCCCUUACGCGCCAGGCGGAAGCGGGCAGCGGGUGGGUAGUGUUGUUCACAGACGGUAUGGAGAUCAAGGAAGGCAUAUCAGACGGCAUGGAGAUCAAGGCAGGCAUGUCGAGUUUAGAUCAAGGCGGGCAUGUCGAACAGUUUAGAGAUCAAGGCGGGCAUGUCGAACAAUUUAGAGAUCAAGGCGGGCAUGUCGAACAAUUUAGAGAUCAAGGCGGGCAUGUCGACAGUUUAGAGAUCAAGGCGGGCAUGUCAAUGCACCCAUCCAUAUCGAGGUGUGGAGAUCAAAUGGGCGGGCACAUCAAAGAUGUCAAAGAGGAUGAACAAACCAGCUACUCACGUACAGUAGAAUAA